Messenger RNA from Cannabis sativa, 2099 nucleotides. RefSeq names its product aspartyl protease family protein At5g10770. The record is from RefSeq and is a predicted model, not a curated record. Lineage: Eukaryota; Viridiplantae; Streptophyta; Magnoliopsida; Rosales; Cannabaceae. Gene Ontology annotation, molecular function: aspartic-type endopeptidase activity. Bases 409 to 1902 code for a protein of 497 amino acids. The transcript has 3 exons. Gene Ontology annotation, biological process: proteolysis.
UAAUGAUAAAAAUCAAAACUAACCUAUUUUUUAAAAACAAUAUCAUAUCACUAUGCAUGAUAUUUGAGUGUAAUUAUUGUAAGUACAAUGUAGCUUAACAAAAACAAGAAACAAAACCACUUGUAUUGUAUUGUAUCUUUAAUUAGUUUCAUAAGACUAUAUAUAAUAUAUGCACGUGAAACCCCAAUAAUUUCUCAUGCAUUAGGUGGGGUCCUAAAAGGCCAGGCCUUCAUCUUUUGUUCUCAUGCCAAAUUCCAAUUCCCAGGAAUCUCCAAACUCACUCAACUCAACUCCUCUCUCUCUCUCUCACAGACUCAUCUUCAUUAAUUCUCUCCUUUUCUUAUUCUUCCAUAAAUACCAUUUCUUCUUCCUAUCUUUCUAACUAUACCAUUUUUUUCCCAAUCAACAAUGGAAAUGGGGUUCUUUUCUUUGCUUUUGUUUCUACUAAUUUCUCUAAACUUUUCUAGAAAUGGGGUUCUCUGUUUUCCUGAGAAGAAGCUACUCAAUCUCAAAGACAAUAAUUUUCAAUGGAAGCAAUCCAAUAUUGUUGGUGGUGCUUCAAACUGUGUUUCAUCACAUAACUCAAAGAGUGUAAAUGGAGCAACUAUAUUGGAAAUGAAGCACAGAGACCAUUGUUCUAAUAAAAUGAUUGAUUGGAACAAGAAGCUUAAAAGAAGAUUGGUUGUAGACGAUCUUCAUGUGAAGUCACUUCAAUCACAAUUCAAGACCAGAACCAACAUUAAUAACAAUAUUAAUGUUGAAGAUCAUAAAUCAACUACUCAAAUCCCAAUCAUUUCUGGGAUAAAGCUAGAAAUCUUAAACUACAUAGUAACAAUCGAAUUGGGUGGAAAAAACAUGACAGUUAUAGUUGACACAGGCAGUGAUUUGACUUGGGUUCAAUGUCAACCAUGCAAGUUGUGUUACAACCAAAAAGACCCCCUCUUCAACCCUUCUUCAUCACAUUCCUACCAUUCGAUUUUGUGCAACUCCACAACUUGUCGAGCCCUACAAUCAGCCACGGGCAACUCAGGUGAAUGUGGAUACUCGAAACCGCCUAGCACUAGCUGCAACUACAUGGUUAGCUAUGGCGAUGGAUCAUACACAAGUGGCGAAAUUGGUAGUGAACAUCUCAAACUCGGAACAACUCCUGUAAAUGGCUUUGUUUUCGGGUGUGGUAGAAACAACAAGGGCUUGUUUGGUGGAGCCUCAGGACUAAUGGGGUUAGGAAGAAGUGAUCUCUCAUUAAUUUCUCAAACUGAUUCAUUGUUUAAAGGAGUUUUCUCUUAUUGUUUACCUUCAAGUACAGAGCCUAAUGCUUCAGGCUCAUUAGUUAUGGGAUUUGACUCAUCUACUUACAAAAAUUCAACACCAAUUUUAUUUACCAAAAUGGUACAAAAUCCACAACUGCCCACUUUCUAUUUUCUCAACAUGACUGGAAUUAGUGUUGGUGGAGUGGCAUUAUCACUUUCAAAUUCUUCUUCUAAUAAUUCUUUUGGUAAAGGUGGGAUUUUGAUUGAUUCUGGUACAGUCAUAACAAGACUAGCUCCAUCAGUUUACAAGGUUGUGAAAGAAGAGUUUGUGAAACAAUUUUCUGGGUUUCCUUCAGCACCUGGAUUUUCAAUAUUGGACACGUGUUUCAAUCUGAGUGGGUAUGAUCAAAUCAACCUUCCAACAUUGAAAAUGCAGUUUGAUGGAAAUGCUGCUGAGUUGAGUAUUGAUGUGACUGGUGUUUUGUAUAUGGUUAAAACUGAUGCUUCUCAGAUUUGUUUGGCUUUGGCAAGUUUGGCUUAUGAAGAAGAAAUUGGUAUUAUUGGAAAUUAUCAACAGAAGAAUCAAAGGGUUAUUUAUGAUACUAAAGGCUCUAAACUUGGAUUUGCAGAAGAGAUUUGUAGUUUUAAUUAAAUAUCAUAUAUUUUCAUUUAGAUAAUUUGGUUGGGUUUUGUGUAUAUAUUAUUUUGUUGUUGUGAAAGAGAAAAAUAAAAAGAAUAAAUGGGUUACACAGUAUAUGCAAUUUGUGAAUUGUGAUUUAUCUUUUUUUUUUUGUGUAAUGAAUUACUUUUCUCUUGCUAAGUUUAUAUUGUAAAGUUUGCUUAUCUAGU